UGAAUGUCAUCGUCUUUUUUCUGCAUUUUCUUCAGCGAUUCUUUCCAAAUUCUUUCUCCAAUUUCCAGCCGAUCUUCACUCGGCGUGCAGUGAAAUAUGUGUGAACAACCGGUGGAUCAGCAUUAUCUUUCGCUAGUGGUUCCGGUGCGAGACUCGAGCUAAAGCCAGGACCCAGGAGUCCACUUGUUUCCGUGUGUGCUUGCUCCUACUAGUUUUAUCCGCGGCAGGACGAUAAGAGGUUGCAGUGUGAAAACAGUAGUUUUACCAAACAUCAUCACCAAUAAUCGGUUUUUUGGGUCACAUCUCUAAGCCUGGGACGUUAAAAACGUCGAUCAACCGAACGAAAUGAUGCAAUUCUGUCCUAAUGAUACGUCUAUGGACGUAAUCUGGUUCAACCAUGGCAUAUCGCAGUGCUUCAUGGAUACGGUGGCUAUGGGAACGAUCGGCACUUUUAUGCUGCUUUGUGGCACCUGGCAGCUGAUCAUGUACCGUCGCUAUGCAACCGAGGUAGAUCCGGUGGAAAUACGCAAGUCGCGCUUGUACAACUUUCAAGUGUUCCUGCUCAUCCUGCUGCCGCUGCUUACGGUGGCACGCUUCGUUUUGGAAGGGUUUGUCCUAGAACCUGCUCAAGUGUACGGCUUCAUGAUACUGUCCAUCUCAGUAGCCCUGUUCGCGUAUCCGUUCUCGAUUGUGCUGCUGGUACAAGAGCGCCACUACCAGCUACCGACGUCACGCACAGCAGGCCAUGGAGUGGUACUGCUCCUGUUCUGGACGAUGCUCUUCAUUACGCAGAACAUUGCGUUCGUUAACCUGAACUACGGCGACGGUUGGUUCCGGCUUGAAACACUCAGAGAUCGAGUCGAAUUCGGUUUGUUCGUGGUUCGCUAUCUCGUUACGAUGAUGCUGUUCGUGAUCGGGCUGAAAGCACCGGCCAUCACAUCGACUAUGCGCAGCGAGGAAUAUCAGAAUCUGCACACGCGCCCAAACGAAAACCAGUCGACGUUUCGCAAUUCCUGGAGCAAAAUGCGUACCUUAAUGCCAUUCCUGUGGCCUAAAAAGGAUGUCGUUCUGCAGUUCCGUGUCAUCUUUUGCUUCGUGCUACUGAUCGCCGGACGCGUCAUCAAUCUGUUCGUACCGAUCUACAACAAGAAGAUAGUGGACAGUCUCUCCGUCCAGCCUCCUCUGUUCCGGUGGGACUGGAUACUGCUGUACGUCGGGUUCAAGUUCCUUCAGGGAGGUGGCACUGGAUCGAUGGGCUUACUCAACAACUUGCGCAGCUUCCUCUGGAUUCGCAUUCAGCAGUACACGACGCGUGAAAUCGAGGUCGAACUGUUCCGUCAUCUGCAUAGUCUGUCGCUACGUUGGCAUCUGAACCGCAAGACGGGCGAAGUGCUGCGCGUCAUGGACCGUGGUACGGACAGCAUUAACAAUCUGUUGAACUACAUCCUAUUCUCGAUCGCACCGACCAUCGUGGACAUUCUGAUUGCGGUUGUGUUCUUCAUUACGGCCUUCAACUGGUGGUUCGGAUUCAUCGUGUUUAUUACGAUGACGCUGUACAUAGUGGCCACUAUCAUGGUUACCGAGUGGCGUACAAAGUUCCAGCGGCGUAUGAACCUUGCCGAUAAUCAGCAAAAGGCACGCAGCGUCGACUCGCUACUCAACUUUGAAACGGUCAAGUACUAUGGUGCGGAGCAGUACGAGGUGGACUCUUACCGGGAGUCCAUUCUCAAGUUUCAGGAGGAAGAAUGGCGCUCAAACAUUACGCUCAAUAUACUGAAUACAAUGCAAAACAUCAUAGUUUGUGGUGGACUGCUGGCCGGAUCGUUGCUUUGUGCCUAUUUAGUCGUGUACCACGAUGGUUUGACCGUAGGAGACUACGUACUGUUUGCCAGUUACAUCAUCCAGCUUUACGUUCCAUUGAAUUGGUUCGGUACUUUCUAUCGCGCGAUCCAGAAGAACUUUGUUGAUAUGGAAAAUAUGUUCGAUCUGAUGCGCGAGGAGCAGGAAGUGCUGGAUGCGCCAGGGGCAGGUGAUUUGGCCGUAGUGCGUGGAGGUAUCGACUUUAACGAUGUCACUUUUGGAUACAAUGCCGAGCGCUUCGUGUUGCGUAACGUUAGCUUCACGGUACCGGCCGGUAAAACUGUCGCCAUCGUUGGACCUUCCGGUGCAGGCAAGAGCACGAUCAUGCGUCUUUUGUUCCGUUUCUAUGACGUGGAUAGCGGAUCGAUAUCGGUAGAUGGGCAAAACAUCAAAACGGUUCGACAGGCUUCGUUGCGUAAAGCGAUCGGAGUUGUGCCGCAAGAUACGGUUCUGUUUAACAACACGAUCUUGUACAAUAUUCAGUACGGUCGCGUUGGAGCACCGGAAGCUGACGUCAUUAUGGCGGCCCGCAGUGCAGACAUACAUGAGCGCAUUCUCAACUUUCCGGAGAAAUAUGAGACGCAGGUUGGUGAGCGAGGUUUACGGUUAAGCGGUGGCGAGAAGCAACGUGUAGCGAUCGCCAGAACGAUCCUGAAGGCGCCCUCCAUAGUGCUGCUGGACGAAGCGACCAGUGCGCUUGACACGCAAACUGAACGCAACAUACAAUCGGCCCUGACAAAGGUGUGCGCUAACCGGACCACUCUCAUCAUAGCGCACCGCUUGUCCACGAUUAUUCACGCAGAUGAGAUCGUAGUGCUAAAGGAGGGCUCGAUUGUGGAGCGUGGCCGGCAUGAUAUAUUGCUAGAACGAAACGGUGUGUACGCUGAGAUGUGGAAUCAACAGUUGAAAAACCUGGAACUAGGAUCAAACGCCACGGAAGCUAGCACCGAAGUGCCUAAUGGAACGGCCAAUGGAACACCCAAUAAAGUGGCAGCAAUCGCAGCACCACCAGCACCAGCCUCGCACCCUCAUCACAAACACCAGUAAUACCACGCAGACAUAAGCUGGUACGAGUGAUAGCAUUAGGGAGAACGUUUUGGUCAUCUUCAUACUUAUCGUGAUGAAUGAUUUGUGAUAGCGAUAGAGAGCUACUAAUACAGGCGAAUUAUGGUUCGUUUCGAGAAGAAACGAAUUACCGACCAACAUUAAACGUACAAAUAAAAAAUCAAAUCAGAAA
This is a messenger RNA of Anopheles aquasalis, 3097 nucleotides long. It is a transcript of the gene Hmt-1, whose product is annotated as ABC transporter ATP-binding protein/permease Hmt-1. The record is from RefSeq and is a predicted model, not a curated record. NCBI's taxonomy places the organism in Eukaryota, Metazoa, Arthropoda, Insecta, Diptera, Culicidae. Gene Ontology annotation, cellular component: vacuolar membrane. Gene Ontology annotation, molecular function: heme binding; ATP hydrolysis activity; ABC-type heme transporter activity. Gene Ontology annotation, biological process: heme transport; transmembrane transport.